CGUGCCAUGGAGCUGAGCCCGUGCGCGUCGCCCGGGCCUUCCCGCUCCUUCAAGGAGGAGCUGUUGUGCGCCGUUUGCUACGACCCCUUCCACGACGCCGUGACUCUGUGCUGCGGCCACAACUUCUGCCGCGGCUGCGUGAGCCGCUGCUGGGAGGUACAGGCGACGCCCACCUGCCCGGUGUGCAAGGACCGCGCGUCGCCCGCGGACCUGCGCACCAACCACACGCUCAACAACCUGGUGGAGAAGCUGCUGCGCGAGGAGGCCGAGGGCGCGCGCUGGACCAGCCAGCGCUCGCCGCGCCUGUGCCGUCUACACCGUGGCCAGCUGAGCCUCUUCUGCCUGGAGGACAAGGACCUGCUGUGCUGCUCGUGCCAGGCCGAGCCCCGGCACCAGGGCCACCGCGUGCAGCCAGUGAAGGACACCGCCCACGAUUUUCGGGCCAAGUGCAGGAACAUGGAGCACUCGCUGCGGGAGAAAGCCAAGGCCUUCUGGGCCAUGCGGCGCUCCUAUGAGGCCAUCGCCAAGCACAACCAGGUGGAGGCCGCCUGGCUGGAGAGCCGCAUCCGGCAGGAGUUUGACAAGCUGCGGGAGUUCCUGCGGGCGGAGGAGCAGGCUGUCCUGGAGGCCAUGGCUGAGGAGGCGCGGCAGAAGCAGCUGCUGGCAGAGGAGAAAAUGAAACAGCUCACUGAGGAGACUGAGGCGCUGGCCCAUGAGAUCGAGCGGCUGCAGAUGGAGAUGAAGGAGGAUGACGUGUCUUUCCUCAUGAAACACAAGAGCCGAAAACGUCGGCUCUUCUGCACCAUGGAGCCAGAGCCCGUGCAAGCCGGCAUGCUCAUCGAUGUCUGCAAAUACCUGGACUCGUUGCAGUACCGCGUCUGGAAGAAGAUGAUUGCGUCCGUGGAAUCUGUACCCUUCAGCUUCGACCCCAACACCGCAGCCGGCUGGCUCUCCGUGUCUGAUGACCUCACCAGCGUCACCAACCACGGCUAUCGUGUGCAGGUGGAGAACCCGGAGCGCUUCUCCUCGGCGCCCUGCCUGCUAGGCUCCCAAGUCUUCUCAGAGGGCUCUCACGCCUGGGAGGUGGCCCUGGGGGGGCUGCAGAGCUGGCGGGUAGGUGUGGUGCGGGUGCGUCAGGACGCAGGCGCCGAGGGCCACUCACACAGCUGCUACCACGACACGCGUUCAGGCUUCUGGUAUGUGUGCCGCACGCAAGGGGUGGAGGGGGACCACUGCGUGACCUCAGACCCCGCCACGUCGCCCCUGGCCCUGGCCAUCCCGCACCGCCUGCGUGUGGAGCUGGAGUGCGAGGAGGGCGAGCUGUCCUUCUAUGACGCCGAGCGACAGUGCCACCUGUAUACCUUCCACGCCCGCUUCGGGGAGGUGCGGCCCUACUUCUAUCUGGGGGGUGCUCGGGGGGAUGGGCCCCCUGAGCCUUUGUGCAUCUGUCCCCUGCGCAUCAUCGUCAAGGAAGAGCUGGACAGCUGAGCUGGCCCUGCCCUCCGGGCGCUGCCCAGCUCCUGUGCCGCCAUGGCGUUCUCUCCUGCCCUCUCCUGAGCCCACAUGCGCCUGGCGCCUCUCUGG
Galeopterus variegatus (Sunda flying lemur) is the source of this 1584-nucleotide messenger RNA. It is a transcript of the gene TRIM35, whose product is annotated as tripartite motif containing 35. Gene Ontology annotation, molecular function: zinc ion binding; protein binding. The coding region runs from base 7 to 1488 and encodes 493 amino acids. Lineage: Eukaryota; Metazoa; Chordata; Mammalia; Dermoptera; Cynocephalidae. The transcript is spliced from 6 exons. The record is from RefSeq and is a predicted model, not a curated record. Gene Ontology annotation, biological process: innate immune response; positive regulation of apoptotic process.